GAGCCUCGUCUCAGCGGCGUUCACCUCCCAGACUCCCCAGCUGCUGACUCCCGGUCUCCGGGCUCCCGUUGGUCCCCCACCCGCCUCCCGUUGGUCCCCCUCCCGCCUCGCGGUGCUGAGCGAUGAAGACGCCCCUGCUGUGCCUGCUGGUUCUGCUGGCCUGCCUGCUCGCCCCCGGACACUGUGACUGCCAGGGGGAAUGCGUGGCCUGCGGUCUGCUCAUGCAGCAGCAGCAGCUGCAGCAAGCCUUCAAUACCAUAGUGUGUCUGCUGGAGUGUGAGGGCCACGCCUCCUCCUCCCUCACCUGGGAGGUGUGUAAACGCGCCGUGAAGCUGUCCGAGGGCGGCGCGCUGCUCAAGAGGGCGGGAGAGGAGCUGGGUCUGACCCCCGACGCCCUGAACUCGGCUGCAGAGGAAGAGGACGAAGGUCAGGACGAAGGUCAGGACGAGGCGGCUCCGGGGCCUCGCCGCGGCCAGUACGACCCGGCGCCGCUGGCGUCCUGGGAGGACGGCGAGAGCGACGAGGACAGGAGCCCGAGGGACGUGGAGGGCGACGGCCCGCAGGACGACGGCCCUGAGGGCCUGGCCUUGUCCAAACGCUUCGGCGGCUUUCAGAGGGGCCGCCACGGCUACAGGAAGCUGGUGGGCUCGGCCCCGAGGCCCCUACAGAAGCGGUACGGCGGCUUCAUAGGCGUCCGCAAGUCUGCCCGCAAGUGGAACAGUCAGAAGCGGGUGAACCAGCUGCUCAGGCAGUACCUGGGCAUGAGGAGCAGCCGCAGCGGCAGGUUCAACGCCCAGCUGUGGCGGCAAAACAAACUGUGACGCCGUCGUCACAGACGCCCACACCCCCCCCGUCUUUUUUCAGCCGCUCCUUUGGUUCGAACUGUGACGUCGUGAUCAGAACAGCAAACAUCUCUCCGCACCGCUCUCUGUACCUCUAAGUAACUACCCAUGUUUUGACCGUGAUGUCCCUCUUAUUAUUAUUAUGAUUAUUAUUAUGAUUAUUAUUAUAUUUAUGAUUAUAAUACGCAUUAA
Cololabis saira (Pacific saury) is the source of this 1034-nucleotide messenger RNA. Its product is annotated as proenkephalin-A-like. The transcript has 2 exons. NCBI's taxonomy places the organism in Eukaryota, Metazoa, Chordata, Actinopteri, Beloniformes, Belonidae. Gene Ontology annotation, biological process: chemical synaptic transmission; sensory perception; neuropeptide signaling pathway. Gene Ontology annotation, molecular function: opioid receptor binding. Bases 123 to 821 code for a protein of 232 amino acids. The record is from RefSeq and is a predicted model, not a curated record. Gene Ontology annotation, cellular component: axon terminus; dendrite; neuronal cell body.